AUGGCGGCAGGCAGGCAGGCAGAAGCAACCGACAGCAAAUGGGCCACACCGAGCAAUUCGCAGCCGACCAAGGAAGAGCCACUGGCCGGACUCCUCGAUCUUGGGGGUUUAGCACUCGAGCAGGAUUCCCCUAGCGACUCGACAGCGAGCAAGUCGCGCCAAGGCGACGGGCUCACACGGCGCGAACGCAACGAGCAGUACAAGCUGACAAAGAAGCGCACCGAGGCAUAUGCGACUCUGCAGCGCAUGGAGAAGAUCUGCGACCUGUCCACGGUGUUUGACCAGAGGCCGCGCAAAACCAUGUGCAUAGUCAACAUUGGCUUCGGGGCCGUCGGCGGAGCCACAGUGGCAGAGCUCGAGGCGGUGUUUAGCGAAUUCGAGGGAUUCGAGCGCGUUGUGAUGAAGCUAGGCAAGCCGUACAGUUUUGUGACAUUCCGCAGCGGCGAGAACGCGCAAGCUGCACACGAGGUCUUGCAUGAGAGGAUGUGCGAGCCGCUUGGGAAGAUCCUGUUCCUGGAGUACCUGACUCACCGCAACUUUGCAUACCUGGCAGACCGCGUGUCUCCCGACGACACAGAGAGUGAACUGCUGGAUGCAUCCCGGGGGCUGCACUACUUUGACGACUUCAUCACAGAGCAGGAGGAGAAGGAUAUCAUGGAGCACAUCCGGAUAGACGAGGAAGCGGAAAUUGCCCGCAACAACGGCAGCGACAAGUGGACGCAGGUCCAGGAGCGCUACGUCAAGCACUACGGCCACUCAUUCGACUAUCACACCAAGCAUGUCGGGUCGGACUCUCUGACGGCCUCAACAGAGCUGCCGCCGUGGAUGCAGCCAUUUAUCGACCGGAUCCGGACCAAGCUGCCCGGCUACCCAGGGACCCCGAACCAGCUGACGAUCCAGCGGUACCCGCCUGGCUCCGGCAUCGCCUUCCACACUGAUAGCCAUACGGCGUUCACCGACAUGAUUGUGAUUCUGUCGAUGGGCUCGCCGGUGCAGAUGGACUUCCGCAAGCCAGCCAGCCACGACUCGUUGGUUACGAUUGACCUGGAGCCGCGCAGUCUGGUGGUGAUGACCGGCGAGGCACGGUACGGCUGGGAGCACGCGAUUCGGAUGCGGCGCUCAGAUCUGGUCGACGGCAGGGUGCGGGAGCGGUGCGAGCGCUGGUCGAUUACCAUCCGAACAAUCAACGAGCAGAUGACGUGCAAUUGUGCGUUCUCGGCGCUGUGCGAUACCAACUCGCAGAUGGUGCAGAGGCUCCGGCGAGAGCGAGUCUGA
Linderina pennispora is the source of this 1275-nucleotide messenger RNA. RefSeq lists its product as uncharacterized. Gene Ontology annotation, biological process: oxidative demethylation. Gene Ontology annotation, molecular function: demethylase activity; RNA binding; oxidoreductase activity. NCBI's taxonomy places the organism in Eukaryota, Fungi, Kickxellomycota, Kickxellomycetes, Kickxellales, Kickxellaceae. The record is from RefSeq and is a predicted model, not a curated record. The transcript is spliced from 2 exons. Bases 1 to 1275 code for a protein of 424 amino acids.